Aureobasidium pullulans EXF-150 is the source of this 1584-nucleotide messenger RNA. RefSeq lists its product as uncharacterized. The coding region runs from base 1 to 1584 and encodes 527 amino acids. The transcript has a single exon. NCBI's taxonomy places the organism in Eukaryota, Fungi, Ascomycota, Dothideomycetes, Dothideales, Saccotheciaceae. The record is from RefSeq and is a predicted model, not a curated record.
AUGAGUAUCCCUUCGUCGUCUGUAUCCUGCGUCGAGGAAACCGCGAACGAUUCGCAUUCUUGCUCCGCCAAUAUUCAAUUCAUCUUUUUCCAUCGAUUCGUUCCUACCCAACAGUCUCCUUCUUCUUCAAGCUCGGUCGACUCAAUUCAACUUUCAAACGAUUCGUUCCCACCCAACAGUCUCAUUUUUGUUCAAGCUCGGCCAAGCUCAAUUUCAUUCGGAACCACCAUGUCGAACUUCAUCAUCUCACAAACCGACAUUGACGCGAUGUGCUCGCAACUUGAGCCAGACCCGGACCCAGGCACGUUACCACAAAUAGACGAACAGGACGACGAAAACGCAGACAUCGUUCAGAAGACACGACAGACGACUCUGUCGUUUGUGCCGUCUGCGAUGAGUUCCUCGAGACGAACAGUACUGAGGCAACCUUUGGAUCGAGGCGAGUUUCGACAGCGCUCGGAUGGCAACAAUGUUUUCAUCGACAAGAUAAUGAAGGGAGGAUACACACCGUUCUUGUUGGAGCUCGUACGACAGCAGCGACUUAUCCUCAAGUCCGAAGAGGUCGACGAAGACAUACUGUUUGGUUGUUUCUUUCGAAUCAUCAUGGGUAUCCACUCCAAAGUGUUGAUAGGGGUUAUGCAAGGGGACAUAGCUGAGCGAUACCAUGCGGACAAGGAAACCAAGCAAAUACUGGAUCUAUUACUGGAAGAGGCCACUGGAUCCAAAAGACCUGGUAUCUACUGCAAUUCCAUUGGAAGAACAUCUGAUGGGUCGGCGUUAUCGAGAAACGAAUUGAUUAUUGUUGUCGAAAAGAUGCAAGCCUAUAUCGACAACGACAGCGACAAUAUUCAAUCAAAUAUUGACAUCGACUCCGUAAAAGGAAUCUGGAAGCACGCCCACCAGAGAUACCUCGUUAAGCCUGUUUGGAGGGUCCAGAUCGAGAGAUUUAUUGACGGCGUAAAAAAACGGCUUUUGACCUCUCCCUCUCACACUCCAGAUAGCCCUAUGGAUUCAGCAAUUCUCGAAUUCGGAUACGGCCUGUACAUCCCUGAUCGACUGAAGGCUCAUAGAAGCCAUACCGACUCCAAUUACAUCAUGAAUUUAUUCGAGUCGAUCUGCCAUGUAAUGUGGCCAGGAAUUUUUCGACUACACCAGUUCGCUAUCUUCCUGGUCGUUACACCAGACGAAGCCGCGACUUCUGAGAUGGUAUUGACCCUAUGCGGAAACGGGUAUCAUUCCCAUGGUACGGGUUUCUCCCAUCACGCAGCCGGACAGUCGAGUUCGAAGGCAUUCCAACUGUUCAAACCACGGAUGACUGCAGAGUUUCUUGAGUGGUCGAUCAAAAACGGGCCAUUGGAGGCAAACGUUGCAGCAUGGAAUGAGGAUAACGCCUAUGGUGCGUCGGGCGAGACGGAGAACACAUCAAUGACGGAGAACACGUCAAAGUUGAACGAGCUUGCUGUACUCGAGGAAGAGGCCAAGGUGGUAGCAUUGACAAUCUGUCAGCAAGAGGGUGUGCUGGAUCUAUGCGAUGAGAUCGAUGACAUCGUUGGUGAAUUCGAUGUUGAGUCUGGAUCUGGAUAG